ACUUGAAAUUUAGAAAGCAAUAUAUAAAUGAAGAUUUUAUACUCCAAUGCAGGUAUUCUUUGAUUGUAAGAUUCUCCUUAGAAUUGGGUACAAACCUUCCCUGGUUAUUUUUUUGUUUUAUUAAUUUUGUUUUGCAGGCCAAAACAAAUUCCGAUUGCAGCCAGUUUUUCUUUGAAGAUUCUGGUAAGUAUAUCAAGACAUUGUGUGUUUACAAAACACUCAUCCAGAGUCUAUAUAGUUAUUGAAUUCUGUCCUUUAUGAAUUUGAAGUGGAAUCGAUUUUCUUCAUCUGGGAUUGAUAAUGAGUUUUUUUUUCAAAAUUGGAAAGAAUAAUGUUUGAGUUUUUAUGCUUAAAAAUGCCAUCCUUGGCUUUUCGUUUGGUUGAUCUCAGCUUUCUGCAUUUCUUGGUCAUAAAUUUCAGGGGCUGCAGCCUGGAUUUCGUCUGGAGGGACCAGCCAUGCACUUAACUCCAUUACCCUCGGUAAAGGCGGCCAUCUUGUCAUUGCAGCCAACACCGACUUCACCCAGGCGACCGGUGAUGACACAACGAUGAUGCACCUCGUGUCGACUGCCACCUGCGAGCUUGGUUCACAGUUGGCGCUCACAAGCCACAUUGGUACGGAUGCGACUCUGCAUCUACCUGGGGUUGGAAUUACGAUGACAAAAUCUGUGACGGUUCAAGGAACUCUGAACACUGACCCUAACACCCAGUUAACAUUUGGUGGGCAUGUGGGUUCAAAACUCACUAUGGUGCCGCACCUUUCCUCCAUGCAAACGCUCAGCUUGAGGGAACUCACUAUCAAGUCUAAUGCCAAGCUAGACCUACAAGAGUCCUCCACUGUCGGCAAUUGUGGGUACACCUUAGACGUUUCAGUUCCAGACAGAACCUUGACCAUGCAGAGACCCAGUGAGCUGAAAGUUGCUUGCCCCGUCACCAUUGAUGUCGCGUCAUUAGUUCUUGACAGUGCUGAAUUCGACACUAAAUCCUCAUCAAGUGGGUCGUUUACUGGUACCUCGUCAGUCCGGACACCAGCUCUGACAAUCACCGGUGAUGUGUUGACAGGAAGGAUUGACCUUCUUGACUGCUCAGACUUGGAUGUUCAAUCAACAGGAAAUAUGACCAUGACCUUAGACGACCCGAGAGAGCUGAAAGCGGACACCAUGAAUGUGGAUGGAGCCCUGACUUCUACCACUCCCAUAGCUGUGUACACUAGUCGCCUGACUGUCUCUCAAGGUGGUUCCUUCACCUGGCCUGGAAGCAGUGGCUCUCUCUUAGAAAGCAACACCGCUUUCAUCGAUGGUUACUUCAGACCGGGAAGCUCAGUGAGUCUCGGUAAUGGCCUGCCUAGUUUCACCAUUGGAGUUAACGGCGACGUGUCCCUGAAACUGGAUGGCCCCUUCAGGACAGACAGCUUUGAAGUCCUUGGAAAAAUGGUAGUCACCCACCCGGUAGUCUUCCAAGGUGCAGUGAACCAGUUGGUGAACCGGUUCACAGUCGUGAGUGGCGGCCAGUUGGUACUUAACUCGAACAAUUCACAGCUUGGUCCAUCUGAGCUACAUGCUAAUUAUGUGACAAUUAAUGGAACCGUAGAAGCUGGACUGCUAAACAUCGGUAUUGGUUGGGAUGAUUUACAAGUUGGUAGUGCUGGAAAAUUCACCUUUGAUCCAGACGAGGAUUUUGCCAUCAACGUUGUCUACAUCUCUGGAGUUGUAGAAAGUCUAAAGCAUGUUGUCAUUCAUGGCCGAAGCCAAACAGUGGUGGCAGUUUUUCAGACGACAGCAGGUAGCUCGGUGACCUUUGACCUUGGCCGAUUCUACAAUGUGUCUGGGGAGUUAAACCACACUCAGCUCCGCGUUCAGGAUUUCACUGUGGGCGGUUACUUAAAAGCAAACGAGUUGAGCAUUCCCAACGAGUUCAACCAGCUGACGGUGGAACAAACUGGCGAACUGCAGAUGACAGCAGUUGGUCCUCUUCUUAUUCACAACAUUCAAGUGGAUGGCACUCUGCGCGUCACCAAUCCCAUUAUUGUGACAGGCACGACGUAUGACCGAGCACGUUCACUCAACAUCGGUGCAACGGGAGAGGUGUUUCUGGAUGAGGAUGGCCGUUCGAGCAGUGAGUGGACAAAUGUCUCCUACAUUGGGGUCCACAGUGUCACCAUCGCCGGACGUUUUUACGCGGGUCUUUUCAGCAACAUCUACCCCACCACUUUCGGAUGGGAUUCACUCCACAUGAGCGGCAACUCGGAAUUCCGGUUCGAACCGGCAGACGACUUUGCGUGCGACUCUAUUGUCUUUGUGGAGGGCCCCACAAUGGAGUCGUUCACCCCAGUCGUCUUGCGUGGAAGCACAUACCAGCUGAUUCAGCAACUGACCAUUUCCCAUCCUGGUGCCCUGCUGUUGGACACCAAUGAGGGAAACAAGAACGUCUGGCGCAACAUAAGCUCGGAAGUUCAUGCAGAAAUCGUCACAGUUGACGGUACAUUCCAUGCAGGACUUGUAUACAUUGGAGUUGGGUGGAAGACACUUGGUGUUGGGGGCCAAGGAUUAUUUACGCUCCAAUCCACUGACUUUCCAGUGAAUAACAUGACUAUAAAUAGUCCGUCUGGUCGCAUGGAGGUCUUGACCCCACUGAAUAUUCAUGGCAGGGAACAGUCCCACGUCUACGAUAUGAUUGUUGAGUCCGGUGCCACUCUUACACUGGACACUGGCAAUUAUGCAGGCACCGAGCUCACAAAUAAUUCGUACUCCACUGUCCUUGCAGACUAUGUGACAAUUGGCGGGAAUUUUCUGGCAAAUAAACUUUCCAUCUCUUCGUAUGUAAUUGCCAUCCAUGGGCUAUUAUCAUUUUAUGCCAGCACUCCGGAGGAAUUUGACACACUAACUAUUUCGUCAGGGGGACAAGUCCAGGUCAAUAAUCCAGCAACAUUUUUGGGUCGGUCGUCCAACCGCACUGACACCAUAGAAAUCGAAGGCCGUAUGAAACUUCACUCUGCCAUCAGUAACCAUAACAACCAUCUGUGGCCAUCCAAUCAGAGUUCAGUUUUCCACCUAGAUCAUUUGAAUGUUAGCGGCACUCUGGAGGGUGGAGCCCUGUCGGUCGGAAGUGGCUGGCAAACUCUCUUGGUUGGGGACCUGGGAACUGUCACCUUCCAACCGGAAGGAACGUACAGGAUAGAUGAUGUCGUAAUAGCCGGUCACGUGACUGCAUUCACCGCUAUGCCCACCACGGCACCGCUGAUAUCAGACAACCUCCGAAUCUACUCCACGGCUGUCUUUGAUAUCGACUUCCGAGGCCCACCGGGGGAAACAGGUGAGGGGGCUACCAAUUCGACCCUCCUGGUUAACAACAUUCACAUCACUGACGGAACCCUGCAGGCCGGCUCCCUGUGGAUAGAGGCUGAUGACAUCACCGUUGGCAACGGAGGAGUGCUGACUGUAGUUGGAGGUGGCCAUUUAUCAGAUCAAGGCCCAGUUGGUAAAUUGCUGUAG
Messenger RNA from Acanthaster planci (crown-of-thorns starfish), 3491 nucleotides. RefSeq lists its product as uncharacterized. Lineage: Eukaryota; Metazoa; Echinodermata; Asteroidea; Valvatida; Acanthasteridae. The record is from RefSeq and is a predicted model, not a curated record.